UCUUGUAAAAAUGUGAGAUUAGAGCAUUGCCAAUCAAUUGUAUUAUAAUAGUACGUCUGGUAGUUCCGGUUCAGGACUGACUGGAGCUACUGGCACCUGCAAAGUGUUUGUAUCCAAUCUCCUUGAAGUGAUACAUAUUGAAGAAAACAAAGCUGUGCUUGGCUCACCAAGUGACAUAUUGUUUAGUCAUGGAAGCUGUACUGUGGGAGAAGAUUGGAACUGUGUGAUGGCAACAUUUUGAAUUGGGGAAAAAUGUCCCAUUACCAUUUCAUUAAAGGCUGUUGCUUCCAGCUCUGUAACGUUUUCGGAACACAUGACAUGGAAAUUGAUCCGUGUUUACUGGAAUCACUCCCUUCAGGACAGCAGCAGUUGGUGAAACGCAUUCGAUGUGAUCAAGUAAAGGCAUAUUAUGAGCGGGAAAAACUCCAACAACAGACUGGAUGUAAACACAAACAUGCAAAGAAGAGGAGUGUUCACUUUAGCUCUACGGACAUGAUACAGGAGGCUAUAAUACGGCAUGAUGAUAAAGAAGUCUUGAAGCUGUUAAAGGAUGGUGCUGACCCGAACACGUUGAUCUCCUCUGGUGGUUCACUGCUGCAUCUGUGUGCUCGAUAUGACAACAUGUUUGCUGCAGAGAUUCUGAUUGAAAAGGGAGUAAAUGUCAAUCACCAGGAUGAAGACCUGUGGACCUCACUGCAUGUGGCAUGUGCUUCUGAUAAUCCUGAUAUUGUUCUGCUUCUCAUGUUGGCUGGAGCUAAUGUUUUACUCCAAGAUGUUAAUGGACAUAUUUCAUUGGAUUAUGCUAUAGAAGGCACAGAAACCAGUUUCAUCCUACUUCGACAUCUAGAAGAUAAUGGUAUUGACAUAAACUCGCUACAGCAGAUAAAGACAGCACGUCCUUCAAAAAUGUUGGCAGAUGUUCAGAAUCUUGUGGCCUGUUGUGGAAAUGCCAAUGAAAAGAAUGAUGAAGGAGUCACACUGCUACACAUGGCAUGUGCUAGUGGCUAUAUGGAUGUCUCUGCUGUACUUCUGGAGAACAGAGCUGACCCUGAUGUCUAUGAUAACUGCUUCUGGACACCACUUCACUUAGCUGCAAAGUAUGGACAGAUUGCUAUUGUGAAGUUGCUUCUGAAGCAUCAGGCAAAUCCUAAUCUUCUGAACUGUAAUGAUGAAAAGCCCUCAGAUGUGGCAACAUCUGAAUAUAUCGAAGAAAUUUUGCUGAGCGCAGAAGAGAAUUGGAAGCAGAUGGGGAGACAAUCCACAACAACUUGCCCUGAUACUGAAAUGAAAGAGGAAGCAUACAAAGAAAUAAUUUACAGUGCUCCUAUUCCAGUGAAAAAAAUCAACCCUCUCGCCAUGUCCAUAGCUAAACAGGAUAGCAUGUUGGAAAAAAAUACAUUGUUAAAAGCUGCAUCUGGAACCUUGAACAAACAGAAUUCACAAGAAAGCCACGGUGACGUUGUAACUGUGAAUAGUGCUUGCAGAAUGGAACAGGUGAACCUGGUUCCUCCUGCCCCCAAUGAUGACUUGUCCACCUUGAGUGAGCUGACAGACAGAAGUCUUCUCUAUGAAAUUCAGAAGCGGUUCAGCAAUAAUCAAAUAUAUACUUACAUUGGACAUAUUUUGCUGCUGGUAAAUCCAUAUAAGGAACUUGCGAUCUAUUCCACCAUGGUCACUCACCUUUACUGGAGUAGUACAGGGAAGUUAUGUUCUUCAUUGCCACCCCAUAUAUUUUCAUGCACUGAACGAGCCCUUCAUAUGAUGUGGCAGGAAGAAAGGCCACAAUGCUUCAUCCUGAGUGGUGAGAGCGGAUCAGGGAAGACAGAAGUCUGUAAACAUAUUGUAAAGCAUCUUGCACGCAGAGCUGUGGAGUUUACCAUUGAAGCAAAGUUUAACCAUGUCUGCUGUUUGCUGGAAUCCUUUGGCCAUGCAAAAACCACAUUAAAUGUGUCGUCCAGCCGCUAUAUUAAGUAUCUAGAACUGCAAUUCAAUGAAAGCAAAAGGACUUUGACUGGAGCUAGAGUUUAUACUUACUGCUUAGAGAAGUCUCGCAUUGUCUCUCGACCGCCUCACCAGUGCAAUUUUAAUAUUUUCUACCUGAUGACUGAUGGCCUAUCAACAGAGGAAAAAUGUGCUUUUUACCUCAGCAAUCCUGCUGCGCACAGAUAUAUGAACCAAGAUGAACAAGAGUCAACACCAUCUGAGGCAGCGAGAAACAGGGACAAUUGUUUUGCUGUAAAGCAAGCCUUGAGUACUCUUGGUUUCAACAGUCUGGAAGUUGACAGCCUGUUCCUGCUUCUGUCUGCAAUCCUGCUACUUGGAGAUAUCCAGUUUUUGGCUCUUACAGAUACUGACACAGCAUAUGUGUCAAACGUACAGUUACUAGAACAAGUGGCUGGUAUUCUGCAAGUCUCUCCAGAUGAUCUCAAUUCAGCUUUAACAUCUGAUAUUCACCAACUUAAAGGAGAUGUGGUCUUCAGGAGGCAUACAGUGGAUGUAGCAAAUUUUUACCGGGACCUUCUGGCAAAGUCACUUUAUGGUCAUCUCUUCUGUUUCUUGGUGGACCACAUUAAUUACUACCUCCAGAGUCACGAUGACACAACAAGCAGUUCAACUCUUGAAAUUGGAAUAUUGGAUAUCUUUGGCUUUGAAGAGUUCCAGAAGAAUGGUUAUGAACAGCUUUGUAUCAACAUGACUAAUGAGAAGAUCCAUCAGUAUAUACAUGAGAUUCUUUUCCAAUGGCAGCAAGAAGAAAGUGUGCAAGAAGGGGUUACCAUGGAAACAGCCAACUCUCUGGGAAACCAAAAAGCAAUUUUGGACUUCUUUUUUCAGAAACCUGCUGGCUUGCUGUCAAUGCUUGAUGAAGAAAGAGAGAAUCUUCAAUCAACAGAACAAAACCUCGGCAAAUGGCUGCAGACUCAUUUGGAAACAGCUCAGAUAAAUGCUGUGUACAUGUCCCUGAAGGAUGGAAAUGAGAACGUCCCAUCAAAAGGUCAAGCCACAGCGUUCACUGUUAUGCAUUAUGCAGGACGGGUGACAUAUGAUUUAACAGGAGCAAUUGAAAAGAACAAAGCUUCACUUUCACAAACCCUCCUUUAUGUUAUGAAAGCCAGUGAAAACGUCCUUAUUCACCAAAUCUUUCAGAGGAAAAGAACUCAAAAUGCUUCUCAUGUUUCCCCUCAACAUCACCUGAGCUUUAGAGGGCCCAAAGCAGUGAUGCUGCCUCAGAAUAUGUGCUUUAUUUCGCGAACUAAAGGAUUGAAGAAGCUUUUGGAGCUCAAUGGCAAGUUCCUGAAAAAGAAGAGAGCAACAACAUUCUUCCCUUGCCUUGAUCAUGAUGGGCCCGUAACCCUAGCUGCUCAUCUCAGAAGUUCGAUUUGUGAUGUAAUGGGAAAGCUUGAGAAUUCAACACCCCAUUUUGUUCAUUGCAUCAAACCCAAUACAUCCAAACAGGCAGGCAUGUUUGAUAACUUCUAUGUGUCGGCUCAGCUGCAGUACAUUGGUGUUCUGGAUAUGGUGAAAAUGAUUCGGCAUGGAUACCCUGUACGACUAUCUUUCUCCAACUUCCUUGCACGAUACAGGUAUCUGGCUGUAAUAAGAGUUGGGGAUAGGAAGCAGCUUUCAGCAGAGGAGAAAUGCCACCUCAUCCUUCAGCAGUACAAAUCACAAGGCUGGCAGAUAAGCCGGGGUGACGUGCUUAUGAAGUACUGGCAAGCAGAUCACCUCAGUGAUCAAUGUCUUCAAUUGGAAAAGAAAAUUCUCAUCUGUCAAAAAGUUGUCAGAGAAUUUCUAGCCCGGCAACGAUUGCUGCAGAGGAUGAACAUCAGAGAAGAGGUUAAUUCCAUUGAAAGAUUCUUGCAGUUUGUGGAAGAUAUGGGACUGAAAACCUAUGAUUCCUUGGUCAUUCAAAAUGCAACUGACAUUGCACGGGAAAAUGACAGGAUUCGGAAUGAACUUAACGCAGUUUACAUGAGGGAAAAGUUCGAGGCACAACACAAAGGCGAGCCAGUCACAAUCCGAUCCGGCGAUGGGUGUGGAAAGGUCAUUGAAGAGAAUUAUCUGGGCUGCCGAAUGCUGAAGCAUUUUCACUGGAGCUCGGUGACUGUACCUACUUUUGUCGAUGGGUUGGCACAUUCUGUGAUUGGAUCGUCCAUCAGAUCACCCUCCCUUCAGUCAGUAUUCACUAUGGAUGAUAGCAAUGGCCUGCAGUCACCACGGAAACAACCUCCUCCUAAACCAAAGAGGGACCCCAGUACGCGAUUGAGUGCUUCAUAUGAGGCUGUGACUGCAUGUUUAUCGCCGGCUUCUAAAGAAGCAGCAAAUGAAGUUUUGAGCAAACCAAGACCGCACAGUGAUGAUUAUAGCACAAUGAAAAAGAUUCCUCCACCAAAGCCUAAAAGAAGUCCCAACACCAGACUGACGGGUUCAUAUGAAGAGAUUUAUGUAAGAAAGCCAUCUGCAUUUAAAUUCACUUGCACGACUAAAGCAACCCCAUGUACUGGAUCUAUUCAACGUGCCGCAUCAGCUGAUAGUCCUCCAUGUGGCAUGUUCAGUCUCCAUCUGUCACACAAAGAUGAUAUUGAGCCAGUUUACAUAGAAAUGGGUGGAGCCAGAGGGACAGGUGGGAGCUAUCUGGUGGAGGUGGAGAGUCCUGAUCAAGGAGAAUCUGUAUAUGAAGAGAUGAAAUACUGUUUGGUGGAAGACAGCUCAAGUUCUUCUAACUUUUUAGAUGAGACAGUUUGUCCUCCACCUGCUUCUGAAAGAAAAUCACCAACAAUAACUGAUGAUUUUAGAACAGGCAGUCCUAUCAUGACCAGCUGCAAGGAAUUGGUAUGUGACAUUCCGCCACCAUUUCCAAACCUCCUUCCACACAGGCCACCCUUGCUAGUAUUCCCUCCAACACCAGUGCAAUGUUCCCCCGCCUCUGAUGAAUCUCCACUUACACCUCUAGAGGUUAAAAGGUUGCCAGUGCUGGAAACUAACCUGAGUUAUUCUGUGCAGUCAGAUGAAACAUCACCCACAUCACCACAGUUUUCAAGCCAUCAAAAAGGAGAAAAUAAGCCACCAACAUCUCCUGGAUUGGGUGUAUUCAAUGUAUCAGGAAAGAUGUCUCCACCCCCAACCACUCCUCCUCUUCCACUAGUUUCAACUCCACCCUAUAAGCCAACUUCACACUUUAUUUUCCCACCGGACAUUCCAACAUCUUGUUUUUCCAGUUCAGGAAAAUUAGCUUCAAGCACAGACGUUCCCAAAAUAUCACAGAAACCUAAUCCCUUCCAAGGAGGAGCCAUAUCUACAAACUCAGCUAGAUUAUCUUCGUCACCAGUAAAAACCUGCAGGACAGAAACUGGGAAGCACAUUUCCUCCUCCACAGUGAAUAUGUCACUACUACCUUAUUCUUCCACUGUCUCCAAACCAAUCACCAGCCCACUUGAUGAGCUGAGCAGUCUUUUCAGCUCAGGAAGAAGUCUUCUACGAAAAUCAGCAGCAGGAAGAAAAAUACGGGAGCAAACCAGUGGGUGUGAUGAAGUGAACUACAGUCCAUCUAACUGUGGACCAGGAAGUAUAUCAGAGACACGGGACAACAAUGCAAAUAACCCUGCAAGCAGGCUGUCUCCUGCAAUAACAGCAGCUCCAACAGUGGAGAACGGGAAUCAAUUGCUGAAUGAUCAGCUUGGAGCAACAACAUUCUACCCCAAAACACAAUUGGGAAUUCAGGACACAUGAAUUUCUGGAUUAUUCGAAUUCCUCCAAAUAAUAAAUGGAAAAUCACAGAGUGAUCGGUACCAUGCUGUAAGAUUUACUUGUUCUUAUUGUUCACUUGUUUAAGAUAAUUAGGACAACUGACAUCUAUCAAAAUUUAAAGAAUGAAAAUAUAUAUUACUUGAAAUGGAAAAAAGCUGAAAGCUGUUCUGUUUGUUUUAAAAAUAAUAUUUCUGUGUAUGAUAAAACAGAAAAUUUGUUUAUAAUAAAAUGUAAUCUUCUUAAGAAAUAGUAGAAAACUUCUUGGUCACUCAUUGCUCUUCAUUAGAAAAUUUCCAUUGAAAAUGUUGUGUUUGAUAAUGGGUUUUUAACCUGAGCCAGGCUGCAAUUUGUGUAUUUUCAAUUGACAGACAGAAUGGGAUAUGACAAUACAAUAGUUCUUGUCAAUUAUCUUGUCAAUCAUAUGUCUCGACAUGGAGUGAUUUUCUCAGAAAUUGAAGUCCCACAUGAAGAAGCAUAGACUCUAGAAUUAAACCCUAAGAUUGAUUUUCACUGCUUUGAUUUCACAACCUCUGCUUUAAAUGGAGUUCCUUUUCCCCAAAAUUUCACUUGAAUUCCCCUAUUUUGUGAGAAACUCUGAUGUCUUAACUCCUCUACGAAGAUCACACACAAAGGAAUUUCUGGCGGAUAUUUCAUAACUUUUUUCACAAAAGUGAAUAAAUAUACCAGAAACAAUGGAUUUAUCUUGUUUUUUCUGGCACAGUUAAGUAAAGUGAAAACCGAAUGAAAUUAAAUUAUAUAAUUUUAUAAAUCAGAAAAUGGUGAGGUAGUUCAAUGGUGGGGGAGUGUAGCCUGUUGGAAGUCCAAUUUCAAGGACCAUCCCACAUUCUGCAUCUAUUAGUUUUUCAGUUCAAUGCUCACAUAAUCAAUGCUAAAGAAACAAAGCAAUAACAAUUAUACUGGGACUAAAGCUAAUCUGCCCUGGAGAUUAGUUUGUUAUCAUGUAUACCAAGGUGCAAAAAAAUUCCUUGUUCAUAUAGAGCUCACAGGGUGUAAUGGUAUUAAUAAAUAUAUCAGCAAGCGCAAAACACCAGACUGGUGCAAAGUAAGUAGAAUAGUGCAAAGAUAGUGUAAAUUGAAGCAAUGCAAAAAAGAAAUUUAAAAUAGCCAAGCAAUGAGGAAUUAGGGGCCAAGAACAAGGCAACAUCAAUACUGCCAAACUGUGAACUUUUCUGCCUCAAUUAAGUGCAGCUUACCCUUUCAAUAUUAAAAUUGGUUGGGCUCUUAAACCUGUUGAGAUUAAUGGACUCUUACUCUCUGCAUGGUCUGCCAAAUGAGCUUAACCAAACCCUUAGAGGGGCAUAUUUCCCAGAAGAGGUCCCCUUAUAAGUGAAAUUUAAUGCUUCUCUGGAGCACAUAAAUUAACUGUCUUCUGCUGUAAGCACAUUCUGAUCAUGUAUUGUAUUUCCAGCAUCUGCAGAAUCUCUUUUGUUUCUGAGCAUACAUGUGGACCUGGGCACCUGUUAAACUUGGACUGUAAUAUUCAAAAUCUGCAGGUGUUUUAUCUUACAGUCAAAGUUCAACUAGUGCUAAUAUUGAGGGCUCAGGAAUAGCACAGGAUGAUCCUUGUCCCUCUGUUCAGCCCUAUUGUUGCUACAUAGCUUUGAAUCCUGGGUGGUUUUGGAUGCUUAAUUACUUUAGGACCCACUAAAUUUUUGUUGCAGACUGUAUAUUGAAAUGCUCAUUUGGGUGCCAAGUGAUGUACAAGCUCUUCCCUAUAAGAUGAAAUAAACUGUGAUUUCCUUUACUUUUUACUUUGAGUAAUAUUCUCAGAUUAGCAAUUUAGAGGACAAACAAAUAAAAAUACUGUUCAUAUAUCCUAACAAAGAACACUAUGUCCUGAAAUGACUUUAUUCUUCAUUUUAACUUGCAGCCUCAUCCAUUUCAGUGCCAAAACAACCUUUUGAUGAACAAUUCACUAUGUACUUUACAGAAAUACUUACACUGUGUUAUAGGUUAAGUUUAUAAUUUAACAGUGUUCAGUCGUAUCAAUUGCCUCUUUUGCAUGUUAUUCAUGGUGCUUUUCAUUUUGGACUGGAUCCAGAUUUAAGAAAAAUGUGUUCUUCUGGGUGAUGUGGUUACAGUUAAAUAAAUUGAUACUUGUUACUUUGCUUGUUUUAGUAGCAUUUUGUUUUUGUAAUUUGCAGUGUAAUACCGUUGAACAAAUUCCAAUCUAAAAUUUCUAUCAGUGUUCUAUCUUCAAUGAAUUACAUUUUCAAUAAAAAAGAUUAUAUUUCAGUGUAUGCCUGUUUCCUAUUUGAAUAAAUGU
Messenger RNA from Mobula hypostoma (lesser devil ray), 8032 nucleotides. It is a transcript of the gene myo16, whose product is annotated as myosin XVI. Gene Ontology annotation, biological process: negative regulation of G1/S transition of mitotic cell cycle; neuron projection morphogenesis; phosphatidylinositol 3-kinase/protein kinase B signal transduction. Gene Ontology annotation, cellular component: nucleoplasm; perinuclear region of cytoplasm; myosin complex. Lineage: Eukaryota; Metazoa; Chordata; Chondrichthyes; Myliobatiformes; Myliobatidae. The record is from RefSeq and is a predicted model, not a curated record. Gene Ontology annotation, molecular function: ATP binding; protein phosphatase binding; actin filament binding. The coding region runs from base 253 to 5727 and encodes 1824 amino acids. The transcript has 34 exons.